UCAUUUAACUCAGACAAGUAGAGGGCAUAGCAUAUAAGAAGUGGUCUCACUGCCAACUUCAUUCAUAGUGCGAAAUCUUUCCAUGCGUCAUCAUGUUGAAGUGGCUGAAAAAGGCGAGCCCGUCGUUGCAGCGUCCUACCAAGGAGGUUAAAAAAGAGCGAGAGCGGCCCAACUUUCCUGUUCCCAAUACGUAUGGACUGCCCAACCCCGAGGACACGGAGGAUCCCGAGGCAACCGCAGCGGCAAACAGGGAGGUGGCGAAGGUGAUUGCGGAGAUGGCAGAGGCAAGAAGCCGGAAGAGGAAGCGCGGGAACUACGGUACUUACACCCCAGAACAGCGGGCAAAAAUCGCCAAGAUGUGCAUCGAGGUCGGGCCUCAAAAGACGGCGGACCACAUGUCAGCAGAAGUCGGUCGCCAACUCAACGAGAGCACCGUCCGGUCGAUCAAGAACAGCUUCAAGAAAGAAGUGGAACGCCUCGGUACCUGCGACGUGGGAAAAUUUCCACGAAGACGGACUGGACGCCCGCUCAAGCUCGAACGACAGUUGACAGUACAUGUAUGAACACAUGCAUACAGAACGCCGCUAGGUAGUGUCAGUUUGCCAUCACCAUUGUUAAACUUGAUCAUGACUAAUUGCUGUGUACAAAACGUUUACCAUUUCAUGCAAAGCCAGUUACUUUGGGUACUUCCAGGUCAUCAUCAUCAGAUAUAAUCAAUGCAAACGAGGACAUUAUAUUUUUUAUUAUUUGUACAUGUAUAAUCAAUGACAAACCUUUAUCAGUUUCCAAACUUCUUGUUCACAUUCAUCAUUGACUCCACAUUUGAAACAAGAAAUCAACUUGCUGCGUGUUGUACAACAGAGGCAUAUCACAUUUUCAUUUUCUCAAAGAUGAGUAAGCAUUAAGUGGAUUACCUUUUAAUCUUGUAAUGAUCAUGAUCAUGCGCAAGUCUUUGGGUUUUUUCUUUCUCCGGUUGAAAUGUAUAUACUACAGUAUAACCCACGGAACUCUUCUAUGUUGACAGGUUACGGAUGUGCCAAAUAAUGUGUCACGACUUCUGUAACAAUCAUCUCUAAUAAAAUCUAAGAUGUUGGAUUGGA
Molecule: messenger RNA, 1100 nt
Organism: Branchiostoma belcheri (Belcher's lancelet)
Lineage: Eukaryota; Metazoa; Chordata; Leptocardii; Amphioxiformes; Branchiostomatidae
Exons: 1
Coding region: 93-563 (156 amino acids)
Source: RefSeq, a predicted model, not a curated record